Penicillium egyptiacum is the source of this 789-nucleotide messenger RNA. NCBI's taxonomy places the organism in Eukaryota, Fungi, Ascomycota, Eurotiomycetes, Eurotiales, Aspergillaceae. The record is from the annotation of a GenBank genome assembly.
AUGAACUCCAGCAUGUAUAUGUGGAAGUACGUACAGCGUCGUGAUGAGCCACCACGAACUUAUGCGUUCGAAGAAGAAAGAUUGAAAGCGCUCAACGACCAAGCAAGGCCAGCUGCAGAUGUGGCUAGAAUCUUAGAUGAAGCGCAGGUUCCCAAUGUCCUCUGGGGCAUGAUGGCCAUUUGUUUAGUUGGCGAAUGGAAUGACGACGAAGAUGAUGUCGAAUUCUUGGUUCUUGAUCAUCUGAUCACGGCGGCCUCUAAUGCCUUGGUCGCUGCUGGAUUCACACCUUGCACAGACCCUGGCUGCCGGGCAGUACAGACCGAGAAGAAUCAUCACCCCAUUCCUGCGGUGCAUUUUCACCUCAAGGCUCAAUACCCUCAACACAACAUGCUACGGCUGUACCCCAAAUCUGGCCAUCUCUGGUGGCAUCCAGAUUUUGACCUAGGUCCCCCUACUGCAGAUGACCCUGACUUGAUGCUUUCCAAUGAUCCUAGACUCCCACCAUAUGCAGUCCAGGGAAUGUCGGGUCCGUGGACUGAGCUUUAUCCUAUUAAGAUUCUCAACCGAAGCUCUUGCACGGAGGCGGUCUGGUGGUUGCUUUUUCGAGAUCUUGACCACGCCAAUAAUUACGAUCUUGUAUGGAGCAUGAUGAUAUACUCACUAAUGUUGUACCCGAAAGGAAUAACCCUCUGCCCUAAGUUCCAACCUAUGUGGGAAGAAUUUACUUUGCCAGAGCGAAGGCUACACGCAGGAAAUGGGGCCCAGCACUUGGACUCUGGAAGAAGAUGA